CGGGUUUAGGGCAAGGUGGGAAGAACACUGUCACACAGGGGAGAGUGGAGGAGGAGGAGGGCAAGGCACUGCCGGGAUUCUACCGCUACAGAUGCUACGCUGGAUCAAUCCAUGCAUCGCAGUAGCAGCGGUGUCCGGAGUGGCGGGAGGAAACAGGGCACGGUGAGGAAGAUCCCAGCGGCUAGGGCGGCGGCUUCGCAGCGUAAUCCACAGGCCGAGCACAGCAGCAACGGGAUGUAUUCCGAUCAGAUAGGCGUAGCAGGCAGCCGGAAGAGGCCCGUGCGCGAGCGAUUGCACGGGAUUUCUGACGGGAUUGCUUCCGUGGGACGACAGAGCGUGAACAAAAGGCAAAGGCAGGAGGAUGGCAAGUGGAAGCAUGAUCUCUACGCCGACGAAGAUGGAGAUGACUCUGGACUUGAAGGCCAGAGCGGUACUCAAGAUCUUCGCUUGCGAUUGACGAGAAAGAAUCCCUUGCGGAGCUCCAGUGGAGGAGGAGGAGGAGGAGCUCCACCCAUGAAAGAUCUACGUGAGAAGCUGUCGGGACCAAUCCCACCUCCAGUGGCUCAACCCGAGAAGCCUCGUCACAGGCUGCCCUCGACCAUUGUCCGCGGUAGCACUGCUGCCUCGGCGUCAGUGGCGCCGCCGAGGCCUGUGAUUCCGCGCAGCAAUCCACCACCUCCGAAAAUCCAGCCAGCCUUGGAAAGUGUUGCCUCGUUUUUGACGUCUUUAGGAUUGGAAAAGUACUUACUAACGUUCCAAGCGGAAGAGGUCGAUAUGACAGCAUUGAGGCAUAUGAAAGAUGAAGAUCUCAAGGAACUGAAUGUUCCCAUGGGACCAAGGAAAAAAAUUCUUCUUGCGCUGGGUAAUCGUGCUUCAUAGGUACCCAAAAGCUCCAGUUUCACUGCAGAUGUUUUAAUAUUUGUUGCUUACCAAGAAAUGUCACUCUUUUUUUUUGUGUUUC
This is a messenger RNA of Selaginella moellendorffii, 961 nucleotides long. RefSeq lists its product as uncharacterized. Bases 112 to 879 code for a protein of 255 amino acids. The record is from RefSeq and is a predicted model, not a curated record. Lineage: Eukaryota; Viridiplantae; Streptophyta; Lycopodiopsida; Selaginellales; Selaginellaceae. Gene Ontology annotation, molecular function: protein binding. The transcript has 7 exons.